Messenger RNA from Colletotrichum fioriniae, 894 nucleotides. The record is from RefSeq and is a predicted model, not a curated record. Lineage: Eukaryota; Fungi; Ascomycota; Sordariomycetes; Glomerellales; Glomerellaceae.
AUGCUGAGGUCGGCACAGUCAGUCCGUACUGCUGGCCGACAGAUCUUUGAGCAACUUCGCGGGAAGGGUGUUGGUGGCUUCCAACCUGAGGGCGGACGCGGCGGCUAUGGCGAUCGAGAGAUUAAUGCAUACGGCAACCUCGAAACGAUCCCACCCUACACGUCUAAGAGUGGAGUCAAAUAUCCCGCCGGCCGGAUCAUUCAUGGCAAGCAUUACGACAAGAUGCCAGCGGAAGCAACGAUUGCCUUCUUGGAAGGCCAAGAGCUUCAAAAACCUCUUUUCCUCGAGUCUGGAUGGCUACUCAUCGGUCACGUUGAUGAGUUCGUCCAGUUUCUACCUUCCAACGAGACGGGCCUUGGCUUCACGAUUGUUAUCGCUGACACCACGUCCGCCCUCGACUUGCUCAGAAACACCUCAGCGGCGGGACAUGGUGAGCUGGCCAUAACGAUCGAUGAGCUUCUUGCCAAUGAGACAUUUCACGAGGUCAACGCUUAUGCGCAGAGGCAUAUUGAUGCUAAUUUGGGAGUCCUGCUCGCUGAGAUACCUAUCCUUCGAGAUCAUGUGAUUCGCAUCCCCUCGCUUUCCAAGGCUCCCAAGGUGUCCUCCCUAUCCUCGUAUACGGAAACGGUAAUGAAAGGCGAGUAUUUGCUAGUGAGCUUCAGCCCGGCGGCUAUCAACGGUGUCGUGUUGGACAACUACUAUGUGAGUGCCAAGACUUGGGGUCCCGUGGUGGAGGGACGAGACAUCUUUGAGGUUGCCAUCCGGGAGGCAUAUGCAAAGGCUGGCAUGGAGGUUGGGUUUGUGGACGAUUUCAUGUCGCAUCACCACACCUUUGGUGAGAUUCAUUGCGGAAGCAACACUUUCAGGGAGACGGGCGUAGCGUGGUGGGAGUAG